CUAAAAUUGUUUAAACAUGGACGUCAAAGUUGGAAAGUGAAACUUUCUGCAGGUGCACAUUUAACAUUAUCGAAAUGGGAGAUGGAAUAGAAGUAAAGAGAUGUGGAGUGAAAUUUUCCCCUCCUGCCUUAGUUUUAAACUACCUCAUCAAAGCCUCAGGCAAGAUGCACCGUAGAACAAUGCCUCUACGGAAUUUUAAUAAGAAUUCUAGUGUGGAUGCCACUGUUGAUGAGUUGUUGACAAAUCCAAGACAUGCUAAGUUUGUGAAAUGCAUGCCAAAGUUUCAGCUAUACAGACUUGUAGCCAUAAUCAGGGACAAACUAAGUGGGAUGUCACUGGAAGACAGUUUAGCAAAGAAUGAUGAGAUUGACAGGCUAGACCCAGAGGAAGAUCUAAAUAAAGUGGAUGAUGAAACACUCAGAAGAAAAAAGUCUUUAAUGGAGGACACUUUUGAAAAGCAUGUGAAGAAGCCAGGUGAUCCGGACUUUCAGUACGAUGUACAGGUGGAUUUUGAUGAAGUGGAGGCAUGUGAGUGGGAUUCAGAGGAGUCAGAUCAGGAGUUCUAGGAUCGGGAUUUAUUUUCUCAUUUUAAACCACUACUAAAAAUAGAAAGAUAUAUUUAUUGUUUAUGUCUUGGCAUUUUAUUUACUUAUACUGUCUUUGGUAUCUAUGCGGAUUCAGAUUGAUAUUAAAUGUUAACGUUUCAUUACUUAAAAUCUACCUAGUACACAGAGAAAAUGUCCUUGUUUAUAAUCAGGGUAAUCUUAAACCUAGCUUUAAUUUAUGGAAGAAUAAACUAGAAGUUGUUACUGAAGAAUAAGCAAGAAAACAUUUUUUUCCAUAGUUAUGUUGUGUUGUAAAAUAAGAAAUGUAAAGGAAGGGGGGUGGAAAGUAUAGGGAUUUUCUAUAACCGUAUCAAAAUAAGUUAUAAAAGAAGGAAAGAGGGUGCUUUAUCCAGAUAUUAGGAUAGGCAUUUAUGCUUUUAUAGAUGUAGAGUAGAUGUGGAAUAUUUAUAUUACCUAUAUACACCACAGUGUAUUCAGUGUAUCCAUUAGGUGUUCCUGUUCUCUGUUUUGAUUAGUGCUGAAUAUGUGAAGAUAUGAAGAUUUUAUACUUUUAUAAAGUGUGUAAGGUGAUCGUCUUGUACAUCUAUAAAUAAUAGUACAAUAUGAUGUUAAUUCUGUAAAUCUGUAAAUUUUUUAUAGUGUUUGAAUCGACUGAUAUCGGAAGAAUCUCAAGGCAAGCACAGUUACUAACAGUUAAGAGUUUUGAUUUUACUCCCAUGGGAGGCAUCUUUAUUAUUUCAAUACGAUGUAUAUGUGUAAUACUUAUUUAAACUACACAACUACAUUCAUGAGCCUCAUAAAGUCAAGUUAUUGUUGAUCUCGAACAGAUUUCUUCACACAUUACACAUGUCACUUCAUAAUAUUAUGUAAAGCAAGGAAAAUGUGAUAGAUUCUACUCAAUAAGAAAUCAUAUUUUUUAAAUUUAUAUAUAUACAUGUACUUUUGUGUUGCA
Messenger RNA from Saccostrea echinata, 1518 nucleotides. Its product is annotated as centrosomal protein of 19 kDa-like. Gene Ontology annotation, cellular component: spindle pole; ciliary basal body; centrosome. Gene Ontology annotation, biological process: microtubule anchoring at centrosome; trans-Golgi to periciliary membrane compartment transport. The record is from RefSeq and is a predicted model, not a curated record. The coding region runs from base 75 to 566 and encodes 163 amino acids. The transcript is spliced from 2 exons. Lineage: Eukaryota; Metazoa; Mollusca; Bivalvia; Ostreida; Ostreidae.